GCGCCCCCCGCAACCCCGGGCGCCGCACGUCCAGCCCGGCCUGCGGCCCGAGCCUUUGCGCCGCUCGCCCGACCCGCGAUCGUCCACCGGACGGUGUCGCCUGGCUGCCCGGCCUGCCCGCGCGCGCGCUUCGGUCUGGGCCCUCCUCCGGGCCGUCCGACCCCACUGGCCGGGCCAUGCCGAGUCGCCGCGUCGCCAGACCGCCCGCUGCGUCGGAGCUGGGGGCCUUGGGGUCCGCUGACCUCUCCUCGCUCUCGCUCGCAGUUUCCAGGACCACGGAUGAACUGGAGAUCAUCGACGAGUACAUCAAGGAGAACGGCUUCGGCCUGGAGGGGGCGCAGCCGGGCCCGGGCGAGGGGUUCCCGCGCCUCGUGUCCCGCGGGGCGGCCUCCCUGAACACCGUCACCCUGGGCCCCGCGGCGCCCCCGCCCCCGGCCACGCCGCCGCCCUGGGGCUGCUCGCUGGGCCGGCUCGUGCCCUCCGCCCCGGGCCCGGGCCCGCGGCCGCACCUCGUCAUCACCGAACAGCCCAAGCAGCGCGGCAUGCGCUUCCGCUACGAGUGCGAGGGCCGCUCCGCCGGCAGCAUCCUCGGGGAGAGCAGCACCGAGGCCAGCAAGACGCUGCCCGCCAUCGAGCUCCGGGAUUGUGGAGGGCUGCGGGAGGUGGAGGUGACCGCGUGCCUGGUGUGGAAGGACUGGCCUCACCGAGUCCACCCCCACAGCCUCGUGGGGAAGGACUGCACCGACGGCGUCUGCAGGGUGCGGCUCCGGCCCCACGUCAGCCCCCGGCACAGGUACCCACCCCCUGCCCCACCCCUCACCCUUGGGUCUGCACCCGCCAACCCUCAGCCUUCCCAUGUCUCCCCCACAGCUGGGUCCCUGAAGAACCAUCAGGAGGUGGACAUGAACGUCGUGAGGAUCUGCUUCCAGGCCUCGUACCGGGACCAGCAGGGACAGAUGUGCCGGAUGGACCCUGUGCUCUCCGAGCCCGUCUAUGACAAAAAGUCCACAAACACGUCAGAGCUGCGGAUUUGCCGAAUCAAUAAGGAGAGUGGGCCGUGCACGGGCGGCGAGGAGCUCUACUUGCUGUGUGACAAGGUGCAGAAAGAGGACAUAUCGGUGGUGUUCAGCACGCCCUCCUGGGAAGGCCGGGCUGACUUCUCCCAAGCGGACGUGCACCGCCAGAUUGCCAUUGUGUUCAAGACGCCACCCUACGAGGACCUGGAGAUUGUCGAGCCUGUGACAGUCAACGUCUUCCUGCAGCGGCUCACCGAUGGGGUCUGCAGCGAGCCGCUGCCCUUCACGUACCUGCCUCGGGACCAUGACAGCUACGGCGUGGACAAGAAGCGGAAACGGGGGAUGCCCGAUGUUCUUGGGGAGCUGAACAGCUCUGACCCCCAUGGCAUCGAGAGCAAACGGCGGAAGAAAAAGCCGACCUUCCUGGACCACUUCCUGCCCAGCCAUGGCUCAGGCCCAUACCUCCCGCCCUCAGCCCUGCUGCCGGACACAGACUUCUUCCCCGGUACCGUGUCACUGCCUGGCCUGGAGCCCCCCGGCGGGCCUGACCUCCUGGACGACGGCUUUGCCUACGACCCCACGGCCCCCACGCUCUUCACCAUGCUGGACCUGCUGCCCCCGGCGCCGCCACUUGCCAGCGCUGUUGCAGGCAGCGGGGGUGCAGAGGCCGCGGUCGGGGAGCCCCCUUGCCCUGAGCCGCUGACGCUGGACUCGUACCGGGCCCCGGGCCCCGGGGACGGAGGCACCGCCAGCCUCGUGGGCAGCAACAUGUUCCCCAACCAGUACCGCGAGGCUGCCUUUGGGGGCGGCCUCCUGUCCCCGGGACCUGAAGCCACGUAGCCCCGCGGCGCCGGAGGAGAGGCGCUGGGUGGGGAGGGCGAUGAUGGGGCUGUGUGAACCCAACCAGGAUGUCCAGCACCCCCAUCCCCUUGGGCCGCCCUUUGGUUAGUCUUCCGACCUCCUCGUGCUUCUCAAUCGGACAUCUUCAGCGCUGGCGAGAAGCUCCGUAGCAGGGGUUUCUCCUUGAGCCCAUAUUACCAAUGAGAAAACUGAGUCCGGAGAGGAAAAGGGGCGUGGCUCCCGUGCGCUCGCUUGUUCAAAGCUGCCUCAGCCCCGACUUGGGGGGCACCUUCUCCAGCCGGAUUCUGAAAGAUUGUACAUAUGGGAGGAGGGGGCAGAUCCCCGGCCUUCCUUUCCCAGACUUGAAGAUGGGGGGGUGGGUGGUUUGUUCAGACUCUUCCCAAUAAAGACGAGUUUUUCAGCC
Propithecus coquereli (Coquerel's sifaka) is the source of this 2280-nucleotide messenger RNA. It is a transcript of the gene RELB, whose product is annotated as v-rel avian reticuloendotheliosis viral oncogene homolog B. Gene Ontology annotation, biological process: response to cytokine; non-canonical NF-kappaB signal transduction; cellular response to stress. Gene Ontology annotation, cellular component: cytoplasm. The record is from RefSeq and is a predicted model, not a curated record. Bases 177 to 1856 code for a protein of 559 amino acids. The transcript has 11 exons. Gene Ontology annotation, molecular function: RNA polymerase II cis-regulatory region sequence-specific DNA binding; DNA-binding transcription factor activity, RNA polymerase II-specific. NCBI's taxonomy places the organism in Eukaryota, Metazoa, Chordata, Mammalia, Primates, Indriidae.